Laetiporus sulphureus 93-53 is the source of this 788-nucleotide messenger RNA. RefSeq lists its product as uncharacterized. The coding region runs from base 242 to 643 and encodes 133 amino acids. NCBI's taxonomy places the organism in Eukaryota, Fungi, Basidiomycota, Agaricomycetes, Polyporales, Laetiporaceae. The record is from RefSeq and is a predicted model, not a curated record. The transcript has a single exon.
GUACCGCCUAGCCGCUGGUGACCUUGUGGGUCGAUUCCGGUAGACAUCGUGUACUUGAGAGCGUGUGAAUGAGGGAUGUAGCGGUCGUGAGAUGAGCGAUCGCUGGCGCAGAUGGUUUGGAAAAGGUGGAGACGAGAUGGAGAAGAGGGAUGUCUGAAUUUCAAGAUGGCGAUGGUAGUAUGCGGGAAAUAUUGUUUAGUCGCACGCGAUGGAUAUGGAGUAGGGGAUUGUGCAAGAGGCGAUGAUGCAUAGCCAAGAACGUGCAGCACCUUGGGCACGUGGAAGAGGGAGAGAGACGAGGGCAGAAGCCUUCGCGAUCCAUUUGAGUGUGCCCUUCAUUGUUGCCAGAGUGGAGACAAGGCCACGAACUCGGGAAGCAUAUACUGCGGAUGAAACGGCUUCAAUGAUCAAAUAUCAAGAUCUCGGCAUUGUGGUGCUGCAAUUCCAAUAUCGCGAUGCAGAUAAAUGUGUGAGUCUAGGCGUAAAAAUGGGAGAUACUCACCGUAGGAUGCCUCGCUCUAUUAGUCGAGGGAAUAAAGGUUCAAUUUUCUGCUUCCACCGCUCCUCGAUAACCAUAUCAAGGGGGCAAGAAUGUGCAAACUCUACUUUGCUAAGUGUCUUGAAUGAGGCGGACGAAAGAUGAUUGUCGACCUCUCUGCAGCGAGCACAGUUGCUUAUAUAGGGGAGUUCGUUUACCUUCGUCUUCAAUCGCGUGCGAGGAUAGUUCAAGCUCCAGACAUAAUGAGCGUGAUAUAGGAGAACUACAACGAUCUCUCGCAGCUGGCCCG